CUGUAUUUAAAGACUUGGUUCUUUCUUCAUUUUUUCAUUUUAUAUUCAUUUACUAACAUUUUUCUUUUAUUUUCCACUGGUGGGGUUCGAACCCUCGUUACUAAACUGAGAAUUAUCCCGCUACACUAAAAAGUACAAUUGUUGUUUUAUAGUUAGUCGUAAACUUAAAAGCGCGCAAACUUAAGUGUGUGAAAUAAAAUUUUCUGCUAGUAAAAAUGUUUUUCUAAGCCCUCCCACUUUGUAAAAUUUAUUUCAACUUUAAUUAACAUUAAAAACCCUUUAUUUUUAUUUUUUAAAGUGUCAGCAAAACAAAUAAGAGAUUCUGGUUCUUCCCCACAAUUUAUUCCAUUUUCUCCUAACAACAGCAACAAUUCAACAACAAAAAUAAUAAAUAUUCGUCCAAUGUCCAAUUCAACUCCAUCAGCUACAACAACUACUGGUUAUAAUUCGUCUCCUUCAUUAUCUCCACAAAGAAAAGUUUCACGAUCAGCACGUUUGUGCCAUUCAUUUAGACGAACAUUGAGACGUAACAGUCCUGGAGGGAAGAAGGCGUUGGCACAAACAGAUUCAAAUGCAUCCGCACCGACCGCUCUUUUGUCUUCAUUGGGAGAGCAACAACAACUACUAAAUUCAGAUGUAAAUAAAGGCUCUCAAAACUCAGUUCUAAAUGCAGUAAUGAAUGCAAGAACGUCAAGUUUUUCUCAACUACAACAAAAGGAAUCCCGCCUUGCCUCUUCUGAAGUUUCAAAAAAAGACGAUUCUGUUGAACAAACACCGGAGAAGAAGCAACAACAAAAACAACAAGCUGAUGAUAAUCGUCGCAACAGUUCCUCGUCUCCGCUGUCUCGUUUGUUUUUUAAUUUUAAUUUUUAAAUAUUUUUUUUUAAUUUUGGGGGUACGGGAAAAUUUUUAAAGUUUUGAGCAUCCAUUUCAAAAUUUUCUUUAUUGGUCUUCUCCGUUUUUUAUUCGCGCAACUAUUUUUAGCGCAUUUAUUUCUCAUCUCUUUCGCUCAUCUCUUCCACUUUUCUUCUACAAAAUUUAUUUUUAAAUUUUUUCUAAACAUUUUUUCAUUCUCUCCUCUUAAUUUUUAUUCAUUGCUUUUAUUAU
Messenger RNA from Meloidogyne enterolobii, 1107 nucleotides. The record is from the annotation of a GenBank genome assembly. NCBI's taxonomy places the organism in Eukaryota, Metazoa, Nematoda, Chromadorea, Rhabditida, Meloidogynidae.